Ylistrum balloti is the source of this 1991-nucleotide messenger RNA. RefSeq names its product peroxiredoxin-2-like. Gene Ontology annotation, cellular component: cytosol. Bases 96 to 686 code for a protein of 196 amino acids. Gene Ontology annotation, biological process: hydrogen peroxide catabolic process; cellular response to stress; response to oxidative stress. Gene Ontology annotation, molecular function: thioredoxin peroxidase activity. Lineage: Eukaryota; Metazoa; Mollusca; Bivalvia; Pectinida; Pectinidae. The record is from RefSeq and is a predicted model, not a curated record. The transcript has 6 exons.
ACGUGACUUUCUGUUGGGGCCCACGUGAUUUUCACCCGGGAGGCUAGGCUAGCGAAGAUUCUAAGAAGCCGAAAACAGUGAAAAAACCAGCAAUAAUGGCAGAAUUGAGAUUGCAGAAGCCAGCACCAGAGUUUCGUGGUACUGCUGUGGUGGAUGGUGAAAUCAAGGAUAUAUCACUUGCAGAUUAUAGGGGCAAAUAUGUUGUCUUCUUUUUCUACCCAAUGGACUUCACAUUUGUGUGUCCAACUGAGAUUAUCGCAUUCAGUGAUCGUGUCGAAGAAUUCCGAGCCAUGGAUUGUGAAGUUAUAGCGUGUUCGUGUGAUAGCCAGUUCUCCCAUUUAGCAUGGAUUAACACACCAAGGAAGCAGGGUGGACUUGGUAACAUGAAGAUCCCACUGUUAUCAGACAAAACAUUAGAAAUCUCAAAGGCAUACGGAGCAUUAAAGGAGGAUGAGGGGAUUUCCUUUAGAGCCCUGUUUAUCAUCGAUGGGAAGGGAAACCUUCGUCAGAUCACCAUGAAUGACCUUCCAGUUGGGCGUUCUGUAGACGAGACUCUCAGACUUGUACAAGCUUUCAAAUUCACGGAUGAGCAUGGAGAAGUGUGUCCUGCCGGAUGGAAGCCAGGAAAGGAUACCAUUAAACCCGACGUAAAAGGAAAGUUGAGCUACUUUCAGAAGCAGAAUUAACCUCUAAAGCAAUCUCUAAACUGUUUAUGUUGUUGAACUGUAAUGGACUGUGUUGUAGAACAAAAGCAUUACUCUGGUAUAAAAUGUAAAGACUUGACCAGGAGCAAUACUCUUCGAUCAUUGUGUUAUAGACCAGGUACUCACAUUGAGUACUUGUAUAAGACGAGGUUCUCGCAUGACUACUCCUACCUGCCUCUCCUUAUCAUUGUCCGGGAGUUUUGUCAGUAAUUUGUACAUUUUGUUUUUACUCUGUUAUACAAGUUUUUCUAAGUCAUUAAUCUUUUGCUUGAAUCUUUUUUUUGAAGGAACAUUGAUUUUAUCUAUUGCUGCAUAAUGUCUUGACCAGUUUGAAACGCUAGUAAAUGACUUUGUUUUUUGUCGUGUGAUUAAAUAUGUAAUCAUGAAUCUGUAAUUUUUCGUUUCUCAUUAAUUGUUGUAGGAAAGUCCAUCACCAUCUUCAAGAACAAAAUAUUAGACUUGUAAUCAAUAAACUUUUCAAUUUUUCGAUAUUUUCAACUAAAACUGCGUGAUUAACACGACUUUUUUCACAUUGGAGUUUUAAGCUGAUUAUGUACAUCAUUAAUAGGAUGGAGGACUCUAGGUCUGUUUAUCUUGAUAUCAAGUAAUGGAGACUAGAGUAUGAUACACAUGUGAACUAACUAGCUGCAGAUGAUUAUUAUUCUACGAUAUUAUGUUUUUGUAUCGUUAGAAUAUUAGGUGUUGGUAAUGUAAACAAGUUCUCUAUACUUUAAUGAUCUUCCAACAUAAAUGUUUUGUUCAUUGGUUUUCAUCAUACUAGCCAUGUUUCAUCCAAUGUUGUGCACCGUGCAUAAACUUUCAAUUGAAACAACUUCCCAAUAACCAAAAGGCUCAGGGUGCGGAUCUUUGUCCUGUAUCAUGCUGGAAUGACGGACUACCAAGUUGUCCAAGUGAAUGACCUUGACACGCUUUCACUUCGGGUGUUAAAAUCUUAAAAUCGCUUCUUAAUAAAAAGAUAUUUGUUGAUAUUGGUUUAGUAACAUGAUUUUAAUUUGAUUGGAUAAAGGGCUAUCUAAUUUAUGUAAGCAAUUGACCUUGACCCACUUUCAAGGUCACUGGGAUCAAAUCUUUCAAUUUCUAGUUUACAGAUAUUGAUAAAGUCUUCUGUGUAAGCUAUUAAACCUGUGAUCAAUUCAGGACCAUUGAGCCUUAUCAUCUAAAGUCAGAUGACCAUUAAGGUCCAUGGUGCUUUUGUUGUCUUAGUAUGUUUAUAUUGUUCUGUGUGAUUUGUUUUAGGGAUUAAUAAAGUACAAGUAGACAAUACAA